AAAACUCAAAUUUUUCUUCGAAUAUGACAAAGUUGAGUUUUUCAUUUUUUCUAAUAUAUGGACAAAAAUUUUGAGUUUUUUUCUACUCUCCUAAGCGCCAAGAAUUUUUUUCCGUUUUUUUAUGAAAAAAUGCUGCGUUUGGCUUUCCAGGAAUUUCAGGUGUUUUCAAGUUUAUUGCUCCAAAAGAGUUUCGCUGCUUUUGCAAUUUUUUGAUGAUUUUUAUUUUGAUAUAUUUUUUGUCUCGUUGAAACGGUUUUUUAUGUCCAUGAAUGUCUGGUAAUAAAGUUUAUUCGCUCACAAUAUUUCGAUAUUUGAUUAGUCGAAUGUCGUCGAAUUUUGUAACUUGCCAAUGUGAAACUAUGAGGCCACAAGCCUGUUCGAAGCUUCAAGGAUUAACGCUACGUUAAAUGUUUGUUUAAUUAUUUCGAAAGUUAGUAUCGUUGGAUUGUUUUUUCAGUUGCACCGAAUGAAGGUUUGAUUACAGAAACUCCGACAGCCAUGAAAUAUUGGACGAGGCUACAUGGUAUCGAGAAAAUCUUUCGUCAACCGUGAUGUGGUUUCAAGGAAAACGCUGUCAAAACUCCAAAGUUGGGCAAUUCGUCGGCUCGAAGCUCAAAAAGCAACGUCGGUUGAAAAUUUUGACGAAAAUGAUUGGAAAAAUUGUUUUUUUCUCAUUCGUUUGGCAGUGAUCAGAAAAUAUUUUCUUUUUUCUUCUCCUAGGCAAAAAGUCAAAAGUGUUUUUUCAGUCCAGAAAGUUCGAAGUGUCGAACCAUUCGAGCCUCUUAUUUUUCGAACGGUUCAAAUCGUUCUUUUCGUAUAAAAAAAAAAAUAAAAAUAUUUUAGUACGAAUGGGACUAAAAUGAGGCAAAUAUUUGGAACUUUCGUCCAGUAGCAGCAACUUUCAUCGUGUCUCGUAGAUGGAAAAAAAUAUAACGAAUCCAUAGCGACGAUAAGAAUAAAGGGUUACGGAAUAUUUGAAUGGAAAAAUGGCAGAAGCAGAAACUUUUUCCAUAUAACCGCGACUUUUCAGAGGUUAAGAAUCGGUCCAAAUUUCAAGUGCCCUAGUUUGCGCCACCAAAAAAUACGCUCAUGUCAAAGGAAUACGUUAAGCUCGAAGAGGUCGCUAUCGAAGAUCGAAGGGGAAACAAAAAAAUGCAUCAAAAAAAUAGAUCGGCUUGUAGUAAUCACUGAGCCACUAUAAUUGUUUAAUUAUUAAAGAAAUACAUUUUGGAAUUUAUCGAAAACAGGUGAAAAACAGAUUCGCUACCGCGACUCUAGAUAUACAGAAAUUGUGAGAAAGUCGUCAAUUGUGAGAGUGAAAGAAAUCAAUGAAAAAGAUGGUUCCAUUUUGUGAGGAGCAACAAACAAUGUCAAACGAAGUAUCUUUGCAAGCUUUUCCCUAUUGGAUUUAAACAAGUUCCAGAGAGCUUUGGAGAGCUGGGAAAAAAAUUUGAAUCCUCUAAUUUGUUCAAAAGAGCAUAAAACCUUCUAAAACAAUGUUGGGGGCCUAGAGAGCACCGGAGUGGCGAUAAGUUAGAGGGAACCAGGCCGAAGGAUGAUGCACUACGGUUCGUGGCUGCAGCAGGGGGCAAUGCUGGACAACCAGCGUUACUACAAUCGUUACAUGGACGAAAGAACGUUGUACGAGACGCGAGGUGAUGUACCUGAGGAGGUGGACAGCGAGCAGACCGGAGACGAGACCCAGGAGACGAUGACGUCGGCGACGUCGUGCGAACGGAGCACGAGCGCGGACAUAUUUAGGCUGGAGUUUGCAGCGGCGCAGUGGUCCAAAUUGGUUUCAAACGCGGAGGGCUUGUUCAACAAAUUGAUGGUGAACAAUGUUUUGCCAGACUGCGAGCAGGACCAGAUCGAAGAGUGGCUUUGCCUGAAGCAGGAGUACGAGGAGUGCAUAGGAAGCGACGAAACUGUGAGUCUCCAGGGCUACCAAGAGACGGCGAGAAGAUCGUUGGAGAUAAUCGAAGAAGUCACGGAAACUGAUGAAAAAACUGACGAGUCGAGAAACGGAGGAGGCAAAUUCGGUCGGGAGGCCUCUGGGGACUCGCCGGAGAGUGAAAUUUCUGAAGAGGAUGAUCUCGAGGAGGACCUGGAGGAGGAAGAGGAGGAAAAAAGCGACGCCGAGAACUCGGACUUCCAGGAGAAGCUCGACGAGCUCAUGAACCGCUUCAAACUCGAAACUGACGAAUUGAUAAACGCCCAGUCCUACGAAUUCGAGGCUUCGCAAAUGGCCGAGCCAAAAAUCAUGACCGAAUUCAACAGCAAUUUGAACAACAACAACGAUUACGUGCCAAUCGUCAAGCCAAUACCGAUUCGGAAUCCUAACACGAGGAGAAACUCCAUGCUGCCGGGAUCCGAGAUGUGCAACGAGGUGAUGACCUUCAACAGUGGAUUCCGACCCUGCCGGAAUCGAAACGACCUCGAAAUCAACCACGAAAUCCUCCGGGAGGCACGGGCCGCUUUGGAAGUCGUCCCCGAACCGAUAAAAACCUUGAAAACACUCACGGCCAAUAACGAAGCGAAACAAUCGUUGGUCAACAAAAUCCAAACGGAUCUGGAGAUCGCCCAGCGCCAGAUUAUCGAGCUCCAAGCGACGAUUCGCUCCAAGGAACGGCUCAUCGAAGACAUGAACAAAAAUUCUGACGUCCGGAGCUGCGUGAAGGAGAAAUUUCAACGGAAACGUAGCAAACUCCAGGAAGAGUAUUUCAACACCCGGAGCCAGUUGGCCCAGGCCGAAAAUUCUUCGGCUUACGAGGACGGCGAGCAGUCCGAAGCCGGCCGACGCGAAGUUCAGCGGUACAAGGCAAUGGCGAUAAACUACGAAAAGCGGCUCGUCGACAUCGAAAUGAUGAGACAGAUCGCCGGGGAUUCCGCCAAAAAAGUCCUCGAGCUCGAAUCCUCGUUGAAUUCGUCGAAAAAACAAAUGGAGAAGCUCAAACGCCAAUUGAAGAAGGAAGAGGACCGGAAACGCCAACUGGAACACGAGUUGUCCGAGGAUCAGAAGAGGAUCCGAGAGUUGGAGGAAAAAUACAACCUGACGGCGUCGAAACUCCGGGAAAUUCAACAAUCCGAGUCCGAGGACGAGAGACACUCGGCCUUCAAGCUCGACGAUCCCAAGACUUCGGAGCGCAAGCUCGACGAGCCGAGGAACGCGGAUGCCAAGCCCGAGGACGAGAGGAAUUUGAGUGCGAGGCUCGAGGACGUGAAUUGCGACGAAAAGAAGAAUCUUUUGGAGGUGAGCGCGAGAAUAUCCCACUUGGAUCAAGUGCUUAAGGAAAAAUCGAUGAAUUUGGAGCGGAUGACGGAUACGGACGAGCGGGAAGCGCUGCGCCACGAAAUUCGAAAUCUCCGACGAACCCGAGAGUGCCUGAUCGAGGAAAAAUGUGGUUUGGAUGAAAAGUUGCAGAAGGAACGGACUUUGAGCACUUUGGAGGAGAGAAAACUGUUGGAAUGUGGCGAAACGAUCGAGGCGAUUGACGCGAUGAUCGAGCACAAAAACGAGAUGAUUUGCGGCAGGAAAAACUUGGACGUCAAGCAAGCGCAGCGUGAAAACAGCGAGCGGAUGUUGAGCCAGUUGGAGAAGCUUUCGGACUCCGAGAUGCGCACCCUUUUCGACAAAUAUUUCUGGAAAGUCAUCGACCUCAAGCAAAGUUCGAAGAACCUUGAGAUUCAGUCCGCCGAAUUGGAGCGUCACGUUGAGCUCCAGGACAAACGAAUACGGAGUUUGACCGAAGCUCUCCAGUGUAUUAAAAUCGAGGCUGAGCGCCGGCUCGUCGAGUUGCAGCACAAACACGAGGAGCAUUUGCACCACAUUUUCCGUCACAUGACCGACGAAAACAGCGCCGGCACCGGCUACGAUCUCAUCGAUCGCAAUCUCGAACUUGCUCGCUUCAAACGCGAAAACAAAACCCUCCGACGCCGCUUGGCCGAGUUCGAAGCUCUCCUCAAGUUACCCCAUCCCAACAACCCGACAACGACCCGCAAAAACUUCACCAGCCCACCGAGAAUCGUGCCGCAGGAAUUGAGAAAAAUCGCUCCCAAGACCAAAGUCACGAGGGAGGGCAAUAAACUUAUAAUACAAAAGGAAUAAUUCGCAAUCGAUUGCUCAGUCACAAUCUCGCUAGAGAUCAAAGCGAAUCUACAUUUUUUCCAAAGGCUUUUAUCGAUUAUCGAAUUGAUCGAAUUGGAAGCAAUCGACUACCGACGGAAAAGUGAUUCCUUAACUCGCAUCUCUAUCCCUUGCGUUCACCAUUUAUAUUGGAAUGUUUCUGAAGUUGCUCAAAGUAGAAAAAAACUGCUCAAGUGAUCUUCCCUUUACUCAUAACUUCGGUCUGUCAACAAAUGAAUUACGCGAAAUUCCACACGUUCGAUUAGUCAGUUAAUAAAAAUGUGAUAAUCUUAGUGAACUCAGUUUAAUUGCAGACGCGCAAAAACUUUGGAAGCUGAACUUUUGAGUUUUUGCAACUGAAGAGAGAAAUAAAAAUAUUGUUAAUCCGCACGACUCGCGUGCACGGUAAUCAAACAAUUCAGUAUUCAACUUCCACUUAUUUCUGCAAAAAUCAAACUGCUGUAGAGAAUCUUUAAUUUUUAAUACUCUUUUUUGAAUAACAUGGAAAAAGUCAAUUUUUUAUUCUCCUUUACUCCAAACUAUUUUAUAGUAUUUCAACGUUUUAUUUAUUGUCAUUUUUGUAAAUAAAUAUGUCGAUUACGUAACCAAAAGUGUUUAUCGUCCAAAACAUAAUCAAAAAGUGAAUAAAAACUUUUUCGAAAA
This is a messenger RNA of Venturia canescens, 4786 nucleotides long. RefSeq names its product kinesin-like protein costa (gene cos). NCBI's taxonomy places the organism in Eukaryota, Metazoa, Arthropoda, Insecta, Hymenoptera, Ichneumonidae. Bases 1556 to 4105 code for a protein of 849 amino acids. The transcript is spliced from 3 exons. The record is from RefSeq and is a predicted model, not a curated record.